Struthio camelus australis is the source of this 4706-nucleotide messenger RNA. Lineage: Eukaryota; Metazoa; Chordata; Aves; Struthioniformes; Struthionidae. The record is from RefSeq and is a predicted model, not a curated record.
AUGGCCCAACUUCAAAUCCAAAGGGCUGGUCGUCUGCUGAUAAGGAAACUAAUAGCAGAAAAGCUGCAUAUACCAUGGAAUGAAAUACGCUUGCAAAGGACAUCAAAGGGAAAACCUUUCCUGGCAAAUGACAUAUCUAGUACCUGUUCAAGUUACAACUUCAACAUCUCUCAUCAAGGGGAUUAUGCAGUUCUUGCAGCUGAGCCUGAGCUUCAAGUUGGCAUUGAUAUUAUGAAGACUAGUUUACCAGGUAGUAGCUCAAUACGAAAUUUCUUUCGUGUUAUGAAGCGACAGUUUACUGAGACAGAAUGGGAUGUAAUCAAGUCUAUGAAUAAUGAAUGGAUGCAGCUGGAUAUGUUUCAUCGGCACUGGGCCCUAAAGGAGAGUUUCUUAAAGGCUGUUGGAGUUGGAAUUGGCUUCAACUUGCAGAGAAUUGAAUUUAAUGUGUCCCCAUUGCAUCUGGAAAUAGGGAGGGUAUAUCAGGAGACAAAAAUGCUGCUAGAUGGAGAUGAAGAAGAAGAAUGGACUUUUGAGGAAACCCGGUUAGAUGACAAUCAUCAUGUUGCAGUGGCUCUUGGGAAACAGGAGGGAUUUGGCCAGAAGCAUUCCUAUGUAUAUUCCAUGAAGUCUAAUCAACCACAGUUUAUGUUAUUGACUUUUGAAGACUUGGUUGCAUCUGGUAUUCCAGUCGCACCCGAGGAUUCUACAUAUUGGGAUAAUUUUUGUUCUAAGCAGGAGAGUCCAACAAAACAGAAUUCACAUUCAAGAUAAGAAUAUGUGCAAGAAAAAGAAAUGUUGAAGAUCUCAUGCUAUUCCUCUACGUAAUUCAGAUUGUGCGAAUAUGUGUACGUGUUUAGAUGAGAAAUAUCUUUCCUUAUUUAAUCUGACAGUAGUAUUCUCACCUUUUCAAAACUUUCAUUCUUUAUAUUGAGAAAGAUACAUAUUUUCUUACUGAAAGAGUUCUGAGUUGAAGUCUAAGCUGACCACAUGCUUUUGCCUCUCCUUGCCAGUGGUUCUCACGUUUCAGUGAUUAUUACCUUUGCUAAGAGCAGCAAGCAGAGUCACAUUAAUGUUGUUGAGUCAACAAAUGUUUAAUAUAGAAAGAAAAUGUAUUUCUAUGUGUUAUUUAUGCUGAAAUUUAAAUUAUGAUAUUGCUGCUACUCUUACAACCUUUUUUUUUUCUGAGGUGGCUGAAUAAAGCCAGAAGAAUUGGUACAAAUCCUUUUGUUGUAACUGUUUGGCACAAGUGUUAUACAAGAUCUGCAGUUUAUUUUUAUAAUAGCAGGCCAAAGAAGUCAGAAUAUCAUCAUUCUUGGAAAUACGUCUGUGUGAAACUAGCUUGAGAAGGGAUAUUAUAAGUAUGAUUUCGUAUGAUUUUCACUUACAGCCUUUGUUAGUUAAAGCGUUAUGUAUAUAACUUAAGAUUUUUUAACUUAAGAGUUUUUUAACUCUUCUUUUGAUAUUUUUCCCUCGAAACAGAUAAGUGCCUAACAGCAGUUCUAUAUUCCUAGCCUUGCACUUACGUCUGUACUGUACUAGACGCUAGAGCUUGCAUGGGGAAUUCCUAGUAGUCUCAUAGCAUCUGAAGACAUAGACUAUUUUAUUAGUAAAUAAAAGUAUUUUUAAUAGAAGUAAAUUUAAUAGUAAAUAAAGAUUUCUGGAGAAGAUGUGUAGACCUUGAGUGCAGCAUUUGAAUAUUUCAUAUUUUUUUUUCAAAACAAAUCCUAUUUUGUUCCAUCUCCUCCCACUUUUUUUUCUCCUCUAGGAGGUCAGAUAGGUUGUGAUCUCUCUAAAUGUAAGGAAGCAUACUGAACAGAAUGAUUGUCACAACCCAAAGAGUGCAUUUCUGUCCUACAGUUAAACACAGAUCUUCAAUGAGUUCAGGUUUGUGCCCAAAUUGGCCGCUUCCUGUAUUUUGACCAAAGGAAAAUCUAGCACCAUAACCACUGCAACCGUGCCUUAUUACAAAGAUAGAAAAGGGUUUAGGGAGAGAAGGAAAUGAGUUUUACAGUAUAGUAUAAGCUUUUGUGAUUUUGCUGUAGAUAAUCACUAAUUCAAAUAUGCUAUUAAACUUUACUGCUAUUAGCAGUUUUGAUUAAUAUUUUUGUCUCCAUUUCAUUGACCCUCUCAUCUUACAUGCUAAUCAUAGCUUUUUGUUCAAAACCGCAAAUCAAUGAAGCAAUGCAUCUUCUCUCUGGACUCAGCAGGGGUUAAAUUAAAUGUUCAGUAACUUCAGGUUUGAAGUUAGCAGAAAUGUAGAAUAGUUCCUCUACACAUUGUAGGUGAAAUAUUCAAUGUGAUUUUAAAAAUUAAAUAAGAUUUGCAACAAAUAAUCAGAACUUUGUGGAGAACAGAAAGGGCUAUUCAGAGGAUAUGUAACAGUAACAUGUACUUGUUUAAGAUAUUUAUAAUUACUUCAGUUGACUCCAUUUUAUUCUAUUCUACAUGAAAGAUACUGUAAUUCCAGAUGUGCAAGCAAGUAAAGGUGCAUGAGACCUAAGAUAACUAGCAGUGUUGCCAAGAUGGAAAAAAGGACUUGUUCUGCCUCAGUUUUUGGAAGAAUGCAGAGUACUCAGAGUAAGAAGAGCUGUGCAGAGUACUGAGCUCCAUGGUUGCAUGUUUGUUACUGCACUGGUACGUGCCAGUCCUCACCAGUCACUGGGGACCCCAUCAGUUGCAGCUAUACCAGCCAGGUUAAAUUGCCAACUUUUGUGCUGGGACAUUGAAAUGGACUGCAGAUAGGGGGUGAGAUGAAUAGAGAAUUUUCCUACCUGCAUUGGUGAGGAUAAAGGAAUUAAUUUUAUUUUAGAAAUAAGUUGCUUUUGCCUGUUGACAGUGUCUCAAAACAGAUUUUUUUUCCUAUUGGAAAUAAUUUAAAUUUUAAAAGUAUUAAUGAAAUGAUUGCAUUUAAGUAUGGGGCUAAGCAUUUGUAUUAAAUUGGAAAGUGACGCUUGGUUUGCUGGACAAGAAUAUGAUUUUCAGGACUUUCUGUUUCUAAGCUUUCUGAUUAACUUUUUCUGUAGUAAAAACAUAGAUCCAGACAGAAUCAUUCAGAAGAUUUGCAGUUCCUUGCAUUAUGUUUUUCCCCUGACUUUGUUUUACACUGAGCUAUUUGAAAAAUUAAGAUUAGUGUUUUCUUUAAGCCUUAGGUAGCAAUAAUAUUACAUGGUAAUAACGCCUUGUGAAGAGCCACUUGAGUCAUGUUUUUAGUUUCAGUAUCCACUGAGAGAAUUUUUAUACUUGUCUCCAUCCACAUUAUGUUUGCAGGAAACUUUUCAGUUGUGUCUAGAAGCCGUCUGGCUUUCAGGCUGCUUCUGUAGAAGUCCCUUGAUCUAUUUCAUUUCAUUUCCGUUGCAGUAGGUCUACCUGCAACAUGUAACUGGAUCCUGAAGGGUAAGGAACUGCAAAAGCAUAAGCUCUGCUCAGCGUGAGCCUUGACCAGCCUCUGUGUCACUCAGAGUAGAGAAUUAGGUCUCAGACUGGAAACUGCCCUGGACUCCAGAUCAAGUCCAUGCUUCUCAGAUGUAUUAAAAGCCUCUGACGAAAACAAAACAAAACAAAAACAAAGGGCAAGAGGCUUGUCUACACCCAAUGAGCAAAAGAAUGUUAUCACAGAUAGGUUUUGUCUAUGCUAAGGAAGCAGACCUUGCCCCAGAAUCCCUGCCGGGCCCCCUAAUCUCUUCUCCCCUGAGUAGUCAUCCACCUUCUAACUACUAACAUGACCGUAUGUUCAGCACAAAAUAUGGUUAUUUGGUUUGAUCUUUUAGUUUUAUUCUUCACUGAACAGAUUGUCAGAAGUAGAUAAAUGUAUUUAACUUGAACAUAUUCCCGUGUUUUAAACCUUUAUGUAUUUUGCAUAAAAAAGAUGUUACAGUUGAUUGCAGAGUUUUAAGUGGCAAAAAUGUUUUUCAGUACAGUUUCCAGCUACGUGACGAGAGAUUGGUGACAUUCAACAUGAAAAUGUGUAGCUUUGAAAAGUGGGUCAUACACAUUCACUCUUUCAGCAUUUCCAUAAGUCUGUAAAGCUUUGCAAAAUACAUCUUGUUACUGUAUUAUAGAAUCAAAUGCAUUCCUUAAUCAAAUACACUGAAUUUAGUCCACUAAGAAAUAGUAGAUGUAGUGGCGAAAGUAGCGUAAACGUGGUUGUAAUUCAUAGGUUGAUUGAAACAUCCACACAACAACACACCUUUAAAAAAAUCAUCUUUACCUUUGACAUUGCAAUAAAAGUGUGAUAUGCAAGGCAAAGCAAGUUAGGAGAAGGGGAUGGUUCUUCAAAUGAACGUGGGCUCUCUUUUUUGGAGCUUUCCAACGCCAUAGUAUGACAUUCAAUGAAGAUAUACACUAUAUGGGCAGGAUUGAUUCAAUCAAUUCUAAAACAGUGAUUCAAACUUCCCUAUUUAACUUUUACCUAGAUCUGCAGGUGCAUAAAGAUGCUAGUUGCCUGUAUUUGUGCUUCUGGGCAUGUUCCUCCCGAAUAUUGAUACUUUAGGUUGCUGUAUACUGUAUGGAAAAUGUAGGCAUGAAACUCCACUCUGGAUUCUUCUCAAAGGAGCUAGCAUUUAAAAAGUUUUUUGUGACUUUUUGUAAUAUGUGAGCAUAUUGUGUUGUUUGUCCUGUUUGUUUAUGGUCAGAUAGUAUAUAUAACUACUUUUUCCUCUUUGACUGAAUUUUAAUUUCUACUGAAAUAAAAAGUAUUAAUUUAUGUU